UGGAAUGUGCAUGCAAUCCCAUUCCCUGCCAUCACACAAGAUCGUCAACGGCAACGGUGGUCAAGGUCGUCAUUCGUCACUACGCUGACCGACAAUACCUCAUGCCUGCAGGCUGCAGCUGCCACUAGCAGCAGCUGCAGCUCCCCGCGGUCAAUGGCAGCCCCCUGCGCGUUCACACGCACGCCUGCCUGCCUGCCUGCCUGCCUGCCAUCGAUAUCUCGCCGCGUUCGCCAGCAAUUCCACCAGUCUCCACUCCCAUCAGCCUCUGCACUGCACUCUCCACAGCUGCUGCUUCUGGCUUCUGCUUCUUCCUCACUCGCAUCGCAGCUGCAUUGCCAUUGCCACUGCCACUGCUACGCCUGAUCCAUUUCCAGUUCCAUGGACGCGCCCACGACGUCCUCGCCCUUCCCGGGCACGAGCUUCGUCAUCCUCUCCGUCUCCAUCGUCGGCAUCCUCGCCACCUCGCUCCUACUCCUAGCCUACUACCUCUUCCUCACCCGCUGCGGCCUCCUCUUCUUCUGGCGCCCGGGCGGCACGCACGACUUCGACGACGACGACGUCGUCUUAGCCGGACACCACCGCCGCCACGUCGUCGUCACCGUGCACGACCCCGUGCCGCCUCGCCGGAGCGGGCUGGAGGAGGCGGCCAUCCGCCGGAUCCCCACGUUCCGGUACCGCCACGGCGCGCGCCACCACCUCGUACUCACGUCGUCGGAGGCCAACAACAACAACAAGGACAAGCAGGCCGCCGCCGCAGCCGCCGAGUGCGCCGUGUGCCUCGCCGACUUCCGCGACGGCGAGAGGCUCCGCGUGCUGCCGCCCUGCCUCCACGCCUUCCACAUCGACUGCAUCGACGCCUGGCUCCAGUCCGCCGCCACCUGCCCGCUCUGCAGGGCCGCCGUCUCCGACCCCGCCGCCCUGCACUACCACCACCACCACCUCCACGUCCCGCUCCCGCUCCAGGUCCCGCGCGCCGCCACCGACGACGACAUUGCCAUAGAUGUUAUCAGUGCUACCAUCUCCCCACCAGCCGCCGCCGACGAACCAGCGGCGGCUGCGCAUUCUCAUGAGACCGCCGCGCAUCGGAACAGUAGCUGCCGCAGCUGCAGCAUGGGAGGAGGAGGAGGAGGAGGAGGAGGAGGAGACGGCUGCUUCUUGCCCGUGCGCCGGUCGCUGUCCAUGGACUCCAGCACCGACAAGCGCUUCUACCUCGCGCUGCAGGGCGUCCUGCGGCAGAGUUCACUGGCUGUCGCAGAAGACGAGGAAGGCAAAGCGGAGAGCAGCAAUGCCGCCGCCGCUGCCGCCGACACUGACCCACCAUCGUCGAGGAGGCUGCGCCGGUCCUUCUUCUCGUUCAGCCAGAGCAGGGGAUCCCGAAGUGCCGUCCUGCCGCUCUGAAAUCUGAAUUGGCGGCAUCAUCAUCCCAAAAAAUCAACCGAUUCUUCAACUUUUCUUUUUUUCCCCCUUGAUUAACCUGUAGCUAGAUACUAUACUUGCUUAGUUGCUUGACAAUAUAAUGCGCUAUACUAUACAUAUUGCUUACUGUUUUCUUUCCCA
Messenger RNA from Sorghum bicolor (sorghum), 1557 nucleotides. RefSeq names its product RING-H2 finger protein ATL1. Gene Ontology annotation, molecular function: transferase activity. The record is from RefSeq and is a predicted model, not a curated record. NCBI's taxonomy places the organism in Eukaryota, Viridiplantae, Streptophyta, Magnoliopsida, Poales, Poaceae. Gene Ontology annotation, biological process: protein ubiquitination. The transcript has a single exon. Bases 379 to 1398 code for a protein of 339 amino acids.